AUGGUUGAAAGUAACCUCAAACACUCUAGACCGCAGCUUGAGAGGACAGCUACAGAGAAGCUCACCAACUUCAUCGAUCUCCUUUUCUUCAAGGACCCUCUUGGUUCGUUUGAUGUCAGCACUUUGGAAAACGAAACGGGCUUUGUCCCGUGCUCAGAUCACUGGAGUCUCUGGGGGCCUCCAUCGCCCAGCUGCCUCACCGUUAAGGGCAAGGCAGUAAAUGAGAUUCAGCAUAGCCCCUUGGAACCGUCACAAGGCCACGGAGUCAUUUCAAAAGCAGCCUCUGCAAGCAAGUAUAGUAGUAUCAAAUUGAAAUUGGCUCAUGAGACCAAGUUCAAAUGCCGCUAUCUUGGUUGUCACAAGAUGUUCCGAAGACGCGAGCAUUUGAAACGCCACCAACAAACUUUCCAUGGAGAGGGGCCAAACCGCUUUGCUUGCGAGUUCUGUGGAAGAGAUCAGUUCAACCGCAGGGACAACUUGAAUAAUCACCGAAAGCUACAUGCUCGUCCCCGUAGUGGAAACCGAUCAGUUAAAUUCAUUCCUGCGGCUAUUCCUAUUAUUGAACAAGAAGAACGCAAUAGGAAGAGAAGGACAGGACGAAAGUCUAAGGCUAUUAAAGGGUUUUAG
Messenger RNA from Metarhizium acridum CQMa 102, 627 nucleotides. NCBI's taxonomy places the organism in Eukaryota, Fungi, Ascomycota, Sordariomycetes, Hypocreales, Clavicipitaceae. The record is from RefSeq and is a predicted model, not a curated record.